Molecule: messenger RNA, 1464 nt
Organism: Nannizzia gypsea CBS 118893
Lineage: Eukaryota; Fungi; Ascomycota; Eurotiomycetes; Onygenales; Arthrodermataceae
Product: sphingoid long chain base kinase 4
Exons: 2
Coding region: 1-1464 (487 amino acids)
Biological process (GO): sphingosine biosynthetic process
Cellular component (GO): intracellular membrane-bounded organelle; cytoplasm; membrane
Source: RefSeq, a predicted model, not a curated record
AUGACAUUCGGCCGCUUUUUUUCAGAUUCUGCAGACGUUGGCAGACGAGAAGACGCAGAGAUGGAGGCUCCUCGGGACGAAGCAUCAGUUCUACCAGUUGGGGUGAAUGCGUUGUUGACGUUGGCCGCAGACUCGCUCGUUAUUCAAGGCGUUGCGCGGACGACACGAUCUAUUCCUUUCUUCAAUAUCCUUUGGGCAGACAUAUCGAACAACCAUCUCAAUAUCAAGUACGCCAACCCACGGAAUAAGCAAGAUGUUGGCCUGGCCACGGUUUGCUACAGUAUCGAACGCACGCAACUGUCUAAAGCCGAAGCAUGGGUCUCCUCGCUACUGGACCUGGCAUACGGAGAAGCACAGAAAAAGAAGCGAAUAAAAGUGCUAGUGAACCCUUUUGGCGGAAAAGGAAACGCGUCCAAGAUCUACUAUAAGGAAGUCGAGCCGAUAUUUGAAGCAGCCAACUGUGUUAUUGAGACACAGAUCACCGAGUACUCUGGCCAUGCCGUGGAGAUUGCCGAAAAGAUCGAUGUUAACGCAUGGGACGUCAUUGCGGCUGCUUCCGGAGACGGCGUGAUCUUCGAGAUAUUCAACGGUCUAGGCAAAAAGGAGAAUGCUGGAGAGGCCCUUGCGAAGUUGGCCGUUGCACACAUUCCCUGCGGCUCUGGCAACGCCAUGAGCAGGAACCUCAACGGCACGGCAGGGCCGAGCAUGGCUGCCCUUUGCAUCAUAAAGGGCCUGCGCACUCCCCUAGACCUUGUAUCGAUCAGCCACGGGCAGCGUCGAACCCUCUCUUUCCUCUCCCAAGCAUUCGGCAUCAUAGCAGACUCUGAUCUCGGUACUGACAACCUUCGGUGGAUGGGGCCUGCUCGUUUCACAUUCGGAUUCUUGGUAAGGUUGUUCGGCAACACGGUAUAUCCAUGCGAUGUGGCACUCAAGGUUGAAAUCGACGACAAGAAACGCAUCAAAGAGCACUACAAUGCCGUUGUGCAGAACAAAUCAGAUGCAGAGCCACGCGAAGAGAUCCCAGAGUCAGGAGGUCUGCCACCUUUAAAAUACGGUCUCGCAACAGAUCCCAUCCCAGACGAUUGGAUGAGAAUCUCUCACGAUAAGCUCGGCAACUUCUAUUCAGGGAACAUGGCAUUCAUGGCUCAGGACGCAAACUUCUUCCCUGCCUCGCUUCCAAACGAUGGGUUCUUAGACGUCAUUAUGAUUAGGGGAGAUAUCAGCCGAUUCACUGCCGUGCAAAUGCUGGGCUCCUUGGAAGAUGGAGAACUUUUCGACUUGCCUGAUGUGCAUGCGCUAAAAAUAUCAGCAUUCAGGAUCACUCCCAGGAACCAGGAAGAUGGCUACAUCAGCAUUGAUGGCGAGCAGAUCCCUUACGAACCAUUCCAGGCUGAGGUUCAUAAGGGCCUCGGCACAGUCAUCUCCCGGUCAGGCUUGAAGUAUGAAACCGGCAAGGGAUCUUAG